AUGUCUACUAAACACAGGCACAACACUUACUGGUUUAUCUCUGUUCCUGCUGAAAAAAAUAAAUCAGCCGUUUACGAAAAUUUAAAGUCAAAGUUAACCGGUUCAGGUUCUGAUUACGCCGAAGUAUACCAAUUCAUAAUCCCAGAAUUUAAGAUUGGAACACUUGACGCACUCGUCGUUAUUUCAGACGAACUCAUAAAAUAUGAUCAAUCUUUUGAAUCAACAACCUUCAAGAUUGUCGAUAUUCUUCGCAACCUUUUAAAGGGGGAUUUGAACCAAGUUGCAGAAAAUUUGAUCGUGAAUGAUAAAACUGUCGAACAAUAUUUGAAGACCUUUCAGUGGGACACAUUGAAAUUUCGAGCCGAGAAAUCUCUUCAGGAAAUAGCUCAAAUCAUUAACAAGGAAGUGACAAGAAUCGAUACCAUGAUGAAGGCCAAAUCUACUCAUUAUAGCCAGGUUAGAAGCAAUCUUCAGGCUUUGGAACGAAAGCAAACUGGAAAUUUAGCGGUACGCAACGUUGCAGAUGUUGUUAAAAAGGAACAUUUCGUUUUGGACUCGGAAUAUUUGGAGACUUUGGUUGUAGCGGUUCCCAAGAAUCUUUACAAAGAGUGGUUUGCCAAAUAUGAGCGUAUUACGGAUAAGAUUGUACCACGUUCUUCCCAGAAAAUUGCGGAAGAUAAUGACUUUGGAUUGUUUACCGUAACUCUCUUUAAGAAAGUUAGUAACGAAUUUGCGAACAAAUGUCGAGAAGAAAAGUUCGUUGUAAGAGAUUUCAAAUACGAUGAAAGUGAUAUGGAAAAUCAGCGCAAAGAAUAUGAGGAGGUUGGAGCUGUAGAAAAAGAGUUAUCGGAAAAUUUAUUAAGAUUGGCCACUGCAAAUUUCGGAGAAGUAUUCUCAUCAUGGAUUCAUCUCAAAGCAUUGAGAGUUUAUGUUGAGUCUGUUUUACGUUACGGAUUACCACCGGAUUUUAUGUCAGCUAUUAUUAGGCCAAAAUAUAAGAUGGAUAAAAAAAUAAGGGAGAUACUAAAUAAUCAAUACGGGAAACUUGGUGGUACACUUAGCCGUGAUGAAAAUAAUGAUAUUGAAGAAUAUCAAAAUUUGAUCGAUAAAGAUUAUUACCCUUAUGUAUAUUUCUAUCUCGAAUUUGACAUUUAUAAACGAUAG
Messenger RNA from Funneliformis caledonium, 1164 nucleotides. Lineage: Eukaryota; Fungi; Glomeromycota; Glomeromycetes; Glomerales; Glomeraceae. The record is from the annotation of a GenBank genome assembly.